GCUCCAAUGGUGCAGAUUUUCCUCCGCAAGUUCCAAAGCUCCACCGCUGGAUUGAUGAGACGUCUGGUACAGACAUCGUUGUGGCCUAUCACCCGUAUGGCUACGGCGGAUAUGGCUUGAAGGACUGCGCCGAGGCACCCAAUGGUGUGGCGCUGUGCACUGAGUUCCGCACGGACAAUACCGGCCCGCCAGCAAACAUCUCUGAGGUUCAGGGCAUCCUUGGGAAGGUGAGCCAGGAGUAUCCAGGUGCUCAGGUUAUUGCCUCAACUUUUGAUGCUUUCUUUGCCGACGUGCAGUCUGUGCGCCAGCAGUUGCCUGUCGUCAGCAUGGAAGUGGCUGACACAUGGGUGUAUGGCAACCCGUCAGACCCUCUGAAGAUGGCGCAGUACCGAGCCAUCCAACGGGCGUGGGUGCGCUGCCGCGCACGUGGCGAGCCGCGCUGUGCAGACUCGGAUCCUGCGGUGCAGAACAUGACCUUCUUCUUGAUGAAGAUCGCGGAGCAUACCUGGGGAACUCCAGGGAUUUCCGGCUGGGGCAAGGGAGACGACUACAACACCACACUCUUCCACAAGGACAUUGCGAACGAGACUUUCACGCGCGCCGCCACCUCGUGGAUGGAGCAGCGCAUCUUCAAUGAGUUAGCUGCCCGGGCAUUGGAGGAGGGGCCAGCCGUGACCUCCCCCCAUCCGUUGGCCAAGGAGGUUCGCGAGGAGCUCAGGGCAGUGGAGGAAGUUCCAACGCCCAUUAUUCCUUCCUCGCUGGUCGAAGUGGCUCCAACCACUCGACUUCGCGCACGUUCUGGCGCGCAGCUGCAGCUAGGCCAGGAUGGCUCGAUCACCACUCUGAACUUGCCGUGCUGUGGUUUGUGGGCCUCCGCUGAGUCUCCUUUGGGCGCCUAUGCCUACCAGACCUUCAACGACACGGAGUGGAAGCCGUUCACGUAUGCCUACAUCAACGACCACGCCAUGCAAAACGGUUUCUGCAAGCCGGGCUCCAACAAUUUCUCGGAGAGUGCCAUCUGGAGGCCUACGCUAGAACACCUUUGGAUCUCCGGCAAAGCCGACAGCUUCGACUAUGCCGUGGCGGAACUGAGCAUGCCCAGGAAGGCCAGCGAGAGCUACG
This is a messenger RNA of Symbiodinium pilosum, 1122 nucleotides long. Lineage: Eukaryota; Dinophyceae; Suessiales; Symbiodiniaceae. The record is from the annotation of a GenBank genome assembly.